AUGGUUUGGGAAUUGAUAGCCCCGAAACUAACUGAUGUCAAUUUUGAGAGAAGGAAAGGCUCUCCUUUCUCAGAUCAAACUGAUGCACUCACCAUUCCUUCUAAGUUCAAGAUGCCAACUUGGAAAAUUUACACGGGCAAGGAAGAUCCCAUGUCGCACAUGAACAACUUUGAAAUACAAACGGAUCUUCAAGGAGUGAGAGAUGAUGUGUGUUGCAGGAUCAUUUCUGCUACCCUUGAUGAUUCUGCACAAGAAUGGUUCUUUAAACUAGAGCAUGGAACCAUUAAUUCUUGGGAUGCAUUUGUGAGACUCUUCUACUCACAGUUCUUUACUGCUCGAAUUCUACUAGCCGAGCUCAAUGACCUCGUUGACAUUAAGCAAGUACCUAACGAACCCCUCAAAGAUUAUGUGCAGCAUUUUAUGCAAGAAGUUCCUCGAUCCAAGACAGUUAGCAAUGAUGGAAAGUUGUUGGCCAUCAUGGCUGGGAUCCAAGUCAAAGGUUUGCUUUGGACCGAUCUUAGAAGAAAUUUUUUUUACUCGACUAGAGAGUUCCUUGACCGAGCAGACAAGUUUAUAAAACUAGAAAGGGCUAUACAGAAGGCUGAUCAAGCAAACCAAGCUAGAAUCAGUACUGCACCAGCAAAAAACACUGAUGCAACUAACCACAAGCAAACAAUAAAUGGUAAUGGUAACAAGAAAAACCAAAACGGUGGAAACGAAAUAAAAAUUCUAGUAGUGGCAAUAAAAAUGACAAUAAAUGGGCAAACACCAAUGAUAGGCUAUGAGAAUACAUUCCUUGUUUUACCACCUACUCUAUGCUCUUAG
Humulus lupulus (European hop) is the source of this 825-nucleotide messenger RNA. RefSeq lists its product as uncharacterized. The transcript has a single exon. Lineage: Eukaryota; Viridiplantae; Streptophyta; Magnoliopsida; Rosales; Cannabaceae. Bases 1 to 825 code for a protein of 274 amino acids. The record is from RefSeq and is a predicted model, not a curated record.